AUGUCAAUGACAACCGCAUCACUUUUGGCAUUACCAUCGGAACUAUUGUAUCAAAUCCUCAAGUAUCUUGAUACAUACACAAUUAUCUUCAAAUUUUGUCAUGUAUGCAAACGAUUUUAUGAAAUUACCGAUGAUUAUAAUCAAUGUGAAUUAAAUUUUAAUUCGACAUCAUACUCACAUAUGAAAAGAAUACUUCGUCUUAUAAAACCAGAAAACAUCACUUCACUCAUAUGUGGUGGCGAUUCAUAUAAAUCAUCUGACAUUGAAUUACUUUCUUCCAUUGUCAACAUUAGUCCAUUAACUUUUCUUCGAUCAAUUACAUUAGAUUACGUCACAGCCUCUAAGGAUUACGAACUUUUGAAUCGACUUACUCUAUCGAAUUUAAGCUCACUUAGCAUUCAUACAUGA
Messenger RNA from Adineta ricciae, 408 nucleotides. The record is from the annotation of a GenBank genome assembly. NCBI's taxonomy places the organism in Eukaryota, Metazoa, Rotifera, Eurotatoria, Adinetida, Adinetidae.